This is a messenger RNA of Cladocopium goreaui, 1407 nucleotides long. Lineage: Eukaryota; Dinophyceae; Suessiales; Symbiodiniaceae. The record is from the annotation of a GenBank genome assembly.
AUGAAUCAACAGGAUUUGGCCAACACAGCUUGGUCCUAUGCAGCUCUGGAGAUCCAGGAUGCAACCUUGAUCCUGGCCAUCGCGCAGCGCGCGCUGGUUGUCUUCUCAUCAGAGACUAAACUUGAGGUGGCUCGUGAUCUUGCUCUUCUGGCCUGGUCAUUAGCCAAGUUGAGUUUGGCAACUCUGCCAAUCAUGAGCUCAAUAUCAGAGCUGAUGAUGAAGCAAAUCCAUGCCAAAAGCAGUGGUCCGCAGGCGCUUGCGAACAGUGCUUGGGCUUUCGCUACCAGUGCUAUCAGAAACGAGCCCUUAUUCGAGGCCAUUGCCAGGCUGUCUCUAGAAACCCUUGCCGAGUUCGAUCAGCAGGAGCUGACUAAUACGUCAUGGACAUUUGCUGAGAUACGGUGCCGCAACAUGCCCUUGAUUGAAGCAAGUUCAGUGGCAAUCCUCGGCGCCCUGAGUAAUGGCAUGACGGAGGAAGAGGUGGCGCGAGGUGGAUAUGCCAUGGCGUGGGCACAGGACCGCCAUGGCCGUUCAGACCUCUCCCGAGCUUUGGUUUCACACUUCAUCGCAGGUGCCCGGUGCCACAGCAUGGCCUGGGGCCUGGUGAUUCAAGACGAGGAGUGGCGCCACAACGCCCCGCCGCAUGGCGCAGUGUGUGCCCUGGAGUUCUGGGCAGAGUUGGAGAUGCUCGAAGGACCCGAAGGAGAAGCCAUCUCUGACAUGGCAAGGACACUAUGGACACUGCUUCUAGCUCUGACCCUUGCCGUUUUUGUCCCUCAGCUGGCUUUCAUGGCGAAAAGAGCGAUGCCACAACCCAUCGUCUUUGUGACGGGCAACGCCAAGAAACUAGAGGAGGUUAAGCAAAUCCUCUCAUCGGGCUCAGAGGAGUUGCCCUUUGACGUCACUUCGCAGAAGGUGGACCUUCCAGAGCUGCAGGGCGCCACCUGCGAAGAGAUCGCCAUCCAGAAGUGCAAAAUGGCGGCAGAGCACGUCAAGGGCCCCGUGAUGUGCGAGGACACCUCCCUUUGUUACCACGCCCUCAAGGGUCUACCAGGUCCUUACAUCAAGUGGUUCCUUCAGAGCUUGGGCCAUGAGGGCUUGAACAAGCUCUUGGCAGGAUACGAGGACAAGUCAGCCUAUGCUCAGUGCCUUUUCACCCUUUGCGCAGGGCCUGGAAAGGAAGUUCGUGUCUUUGAUGGGCGCACAGAGGGUAAGAUAGUGGAGGCACGAGGUCCCAAGGACUUCGGUUGGGACCCCGUCUUUGAGCCGCUUGAGAGUGGUGGGCAGACCUUUGCGGAGAUGAAUAAGGAAGCCAAGAAUGGUAUCUCCCAUCGCGGUCGUGCACUGCAGCUGCUGCGCACCUGGCUGGUGAGUAAUGCGGAGACUUUUGCGAAAGAAGCGCAAUAG